AUGACAAAUUACGAGAUUCCGCUCAUCAAUAUCCGCCCAUUCUUGGACCCGACCUCGAGUCAAAGAGAUCGAGAUGCUGUUGUGUCACAAGUAAGCGAUGCGUGCAAAGUUUAUGGAUUCUUCCAGCUUGAGGGCCAUGGUGUUCCACUAGAUCUUCAGACCAAGGUGCUCGAGUGUGCCAAAUUAUUUUUCGAUCUGCCCCUGGAGGAGAAGCAAAAGGUUGGCAUGGAGCAUGCUCUGGGAUCCUCCAAAAGGGGUUAUGAAGUGAUCGGGGGUCAGCAGUUGCAGAAUGAUACGCUGCCUGAUCUGAAAGAGGUUUGGCAAUUGGGCAAAGGUUCCAUCUGCAGGCCGGGAACUUUCCAGGGUCCUAAUCUCUGGCCAGCACUGCCCCGAGAAAAGUUUCAGGACCCCGUCUAUGAGUAUCGUCAGAGGAUGCUUGAUCUUGCACAUCUGCUCUUGAGAAUCCUUAUCUCGGGUCUGCCAUACGACUCAAAGAUGUUCGAUAACUUUAUGCUGCAGCCUGUCGCGAACGUGAGAUUACUUCACUAUCCUCCGCAGCUUUCCAAAGAUGUCAGACAGCUUGGAGCUGGAGCGCAUACCGACUUUGGAUGCAUAACGGUGCUCCUGCAACAGCCUGAGCAGACAGGACUCCAAGUCCUCUACCCUCCGACGGAUAGUUGGAUUCCCGUUCCGGCCGUCGCCAAUCGCUUUGUUGUUAAUAUCGGCGACCUCCUUUGUGGGUGGACACGUGGGGCGUAUCGUAGCGCCGUUCACCGAGUAAUCAACGCCGGUGACAAUCACCGCUACAGCGCUCCAUUCUUUUAUAGUGGAAACAUGGCAUUCAAAUUGCGGCCUUUGGAUGGCAGCAGCGAUGAGAAUGCUAUUACGGUCGAGGAGCAUAUACUGAGAAAGUUCAAAGCAAGCUACGAUAUUGAAGUAAAGUGA
Molecule: messenger RNA, 945 nt
Organism: Pestalotiopsis fici W106-1
Lineage: Eukaryota; Fungi; Ascomycota; Sordariomycetes; Amphisphaeriales; Sporocadaceae
Exons: 3
Coding region: 1-945 (314 amino acids)
Molecular function (GO): dioxygenase activity
Source: RefSeq, a predicted model, not a curated record